AUGGACAUCGAUCCACGACUCCGCCUGGACGGGCGACACCCCCAGAGUCCUCAUCUCCCUCACCACCGAUCGGAUGCGCGACCUCCGCCGCCGACCACCAACGCACCGACUGCCACACCAACGGCGACAGGGAACUACACUUCACCGGCCUUGACCACCGGUAGUACCAGCCCGGGCACCGGUAGUGGCUUCGGACCUAGUCCCCAUGAAUAUCCCGAUCCUCCUGCGCACACUUCUUACCCCCACCAUCCUGCAGACGAUGGAAAUGAGAAUGACGACCCUUACUCCGACCUUAAACGGCCGCGCGCAUGCGAAGCCUGUCGACACUUGAAAGUCCGGUGUGAGCCGGAUCCGAAUGGUCACGAUGGAACGUGUAAGCGGUGCGCGAAGUCGGGGAGGCAGUGUGUAGUCACUGUGCCGACGCGGAAACGUCAGAAGAAGACGGAUAGUCGGGUCGCGGAGUUGGAGAAGAAGAUUGAUGCGCUGACGGCGCGAUUGCAGCCGGGUGCUUCAUUCACAACCGGAUCGGGGAUAGCGACAGGAGGCCAGGGGCAACAGGGUGUUGGUGGUGCUGGGAGGAGGUGGCUUGGAGCGAGGCAGGAUGUGCAUCCGUCGUCGCCUUUGGCUAAUGGAGCGGGACUGGGGUUGUCCGGCGUUAAGAGGCAGUUUAGUGGAGAGGUGAAAGAAGACAGAUCCUCUGGAUAUCCGAGACCUGCGGCUAGGCCGUCGCGCUGGGCUGGGUUCGAUAAAGCACCCACCAGCAGCAGCUUCGUUGAUAUUAUCGACAAGGGAUUUGUUUCUGCUGAGGUGGCCGCGGAGGCGUUCGACCGGUAUAUGGACGAAAUGGCACCGCAUCUUCCGAUCGUUGUGUUUCCUCCAGGGACGCCGAUGCACGAGGUUCGACGGACCAAGCCGAUUCUCUUUCACGCGAUUAUCACUGUGUCUAUCGGGGCUAUCCAGCCCGAGAUCCAAAUGCCCCUGAUCGACGACUUCUACAAAAUCAUUGCAGAGCGCGUGAUCGUCAAGGGUGAAAAGUCACUAGACCUAGUCCAGGCUAUUAUAGUCUGUACGAUCUGGUACAUUCCUCCCGACCAUUUCGAAGAGCUCAAGUUCUACCAGCUUACGCACAUGGCGGUCACCCUCGCAAUGGAUAUCGGGAUGGUCCGCUGGACAAAAACCGCCAAGCGACCGUUCAACCUCAUGAGGGAUGUUAUUGGGAAGAAGGCAUUCUUUCUGGACCCGGAUUCGCCAGAGACGAGAAGAACUUGGUUGGGCCUUUAUUAUCUUUCGGUACAAGUAGCCGCCGCCUUACGACGCGUUCCUCUUGUCCGUUGGCAUGCGUAUAUGGAUGAAUGUGUCGAGAUCCUGGAGACAUCUCCCGAUGCGUUACCGUCCGACAAAGCAUUGAUUCACUGGGUGAAACUUGGGCACAUUAUGGAGGAGAUUUGCUUUCACUUUGUUGGUGAUGAUCCGGACUUGAAUGCCACAUGUGCCGAACCCAAGCCUCAGUACACGUUGAAGGUGUUUGAGAAACAGUUGGAGCAAUGGAGGAAGGAAACCCCGACCGAGCAUUUUUCUGUUAUAAUGAAACAAACGGACUAUCUGAUCAACAUCUACAUCCACGAACCAACCAUGCAUAUCAACUGCAACGGCAACGAAUACAAGCCCCCCGAAAACGAGUACCAAAGCCCAACAAUCAACACAGCCUACAUCAACGCCCUAAGUACUUGCCUCACAUGCACCCACCGCGCCCUGGAUGUCAUCAUAUCAAUGCCCCCGGCCAGUAUCCUUUACCUGCCCACCUACGUCCUCGCCCGCGCGUCAUAUGCAAUGGUCGCGCUGAUCAGACUAUACGCCAUCGUGAGCGCUCCUGACUCGCAAAUCGGACAGGUUAUAGACCCACCCAGUUUGAAAAUCGAUUAUUACUUAGGCCGAGUGGUGGAACAUUACAAGGCUGCGGGGGGACAUGUGGGCGGGCGUUCACCGGGGAAGUUCUCGGUUGUGUUGGAUAUGCUUCGCAAUUGGUUCAUCAAGCAGAGGGAUCAGCCACCAAGUUUGAAGGAUGUGUUGGAUGGAAGGGGGAGGUCUGCUUCCUCGUCCGCCAAUAAUUUUGCGGAAGGUGGACAGGAGGGGACCAACCGAAUGGGACCAACCCCUCUACACCUCCUAAGUGAAGUCGCCAUGGGCGAGCCAAAAACCCGACAAGGCUCAAAUCCAACCCACCUCUCUCCAUUUCCCCCGCGAACAUCAGGCUACUAUACAUCAACGCCCCACCCAACAUCCAUCGACUCCCUCGUCUCCCAACCCCUCCCCCCCCCAGCCUCAACAAUGGACCAACACCAACAACAGCCAUGGAUGCAAUACCCCCAAAUGCAAUCAACAUACCCCGACCCAAGCGCCGCUCCGACAACAACAGCCACAGGGUUCAUUCCCGAACUAGGCCUCCCGGUUGGCGUGGGGUUUGAGUCGGAGAAUCUGUUUACGUUGGGGGAUAUGCUUGGGGAUGGAUUUUUUAAUUUUCCGUUUACGGUGGAUGGGAAUAUGGGGCAAGGUUGGUAG
This is a messenger RNA of Aspergillus glaucus CBS 516.65, 2559 nucleotides long. Its product is annotated as putative C6 transcription factor (War1). Gene Ontology annotation, cellular component: nucleus. The record is from RefSeq and is a predicted model, not a curated record. Gene Ontology annotation, molecular function: transcription cis-regulatory region binding; zinc ion binding; DNA-binding transcription factor activity, RNA polymerase II-specific. The transcript has 2 exons. Gene Ontology annotation, biological process: regulation of DNA-templated transcription. Bases 1 to 2559 code for a protein of 852 amino acids. NCBI's taxonomy places the organism in Eukaryota, Fungi, Ascomycota, Eurotiomycetes, Eurotiales, Aspergillaceae.